AUGAACAUGCCGGAACCAUUGCUCCUGUUGCUACAGCACAAAGCCUUCUCCAGACUAUCUGUGAGAUCAGGGACACGUUGCAAGAUAUUACCAGAGGACGGGGCGCAUGUCCUCAGAGAAAACGCUCCAUUUACCUCAGCCUGGAAAAAAAACCCUCUUUGCUCCAUUCCAGGAGGGCCUGUUUAUUCUCUAGCAGGUGUCGAUGCUCCUAGGGGACGGCCAUUAUCGCUAUAUACUGCCGGCUAA
Molecule: messenger RNA, 246 nt
Organism: Nezara viridula (southern green stink bug)
Lineage: Eukaryota; Metazoa; Arthropoda; Insecta; Hemiptera; Pentatomidae
Source: the annotation of a GenBank genome assembly